Entelurus aequoreus (snake pipefish) is the source of this 2128-nucleotide messenger RNA. RefSeq names its product retinol dehydrogenase 10a (gene rdh10a). Gene Ontology annotation, cellular component: lipid droplet. Bases 268 to 1281 code for a protein of 337 amino acids. Gene Ontology annotation, molecular function: oxidoreductase activity, acting on the CH-OH group of donors, NAD or NADP as acceptor. The transcript has 6 exons. NCBI's taxonomy places the organism in Eukaryota, Metazoa, Chordata, Actinopteri, Syngnathiformes, Syngnathidae. The record is from RefSeq and is a predicted model, not a curated record.
GCGAGCCCAGAUGCGCUCCGGGAUGAGACGAGCAAAGGAAGUGAGGAGGAAGCUUCUCAUUGUACUGUAAGCUCAAAAGUGUGCGCCAACUUUUCCCUCUCAACUUCAGUGCUCGCUGUUUUUUUCUUUUCUAUUCGUUUCCGAUUCUCGCUGAGGUCCGUGAAGUAGUCGCUGUUUUCAACGCUGUGUGUUGCAAAAAAAAAGAUCAGCAACAAACACACUCUUUUUCCUUCUUCUUCUUUUUUUGCCAAAAUAUAAUUACGCAAAAUGAUUAACAUAAUCGCGGAGUUCUUCGUGGUCAUCCUGAAGGUGAUCUGGGCUUUUGUGACAGCUGGGGCUAAGUGGGUGGUGCGGCCGAAGGAGAAGAGCGUGGCCGGACAGGUGUGCGUGAUCACCGGGGCUGGAAGUGGUCUCGGGCGGCUCUUCGCGAAGGAGUUCGCCCGGCGGAGAGCUGUCCUGGUGCUUUGGGACAUAAAUAGCCAAAGCAACGAAGAAACUGCGGAUAUGGUGCGUCAGAUUUAUCACGAAUCGGACACGCCGACCUCCAAAGACGGUGGUGUCGAAGAAGUGCCUCCCUUUCAGCCCCAAGUGUACACUUAUGUGUGCGACGUGGGCAAGCACGAGAGCGUCUACUCCACGGCCGAGAAGGUGCGUCGAGAGGUGGGCGAGGUGGACAUACUCGUCAACAACGCUGGCGUGGUGUCAGGCCAUCACCUCCUGGAGUGCCCCGAUGAGCUGAUCGAGCGUACCAUGGUGGUCAACUGCCACGCACACUUCUGGACCACCAAGGCGUUUCUCCCCAAGAUGCUGGAGCUGAACCACGGCCAUAUUGUGACGGUUGCCAGCUCCCUUGGUUUGUUCAGCACAGCUGGAGUGGAGGAUUACUGCGCCAGCAAGUUCGGGGCCAUCGGCUUCCACGAGUCGCUGAGCCAUGAGCUGAAGGCCUCUGAGAAGGACGGAAUUAACAUGACCCUGGUGUGCCCUUACCUAGUGGACACAGGCAUGUUCAAAGGCUGCAGGAUAAGGAAGGAAAUCGAACCAUUCCUGCCUCCCCUGAAGCCCGAGUUCUGCGUCAAACAGGCCAUGCGCGCCAUCCUCACGGACCAGCCCAUGAUCUGCACGCCUCGCAUCGUCUAUAUGGUGAACUUCAUGAAAAGCAUCCUGCCCUUCGAAGCCAUCGUGUGCAUGUACCGCUUCCUCGGCGCAGAUAAGUGCAUGUAUCCCUUCCUGGCACAGCGGAAGGAGGCCAUGAACAACAACGAAGCCAAAAAUGGGAUCUAGGUGGAAAGACGAGGGGGGGUCAUCGCCGUCUGCAACACGAACAGGGGGCACAUAAUCCUGCAAGCAUGAGGAGGAGAAGACCACUGUGGAAGGAAGAAGGGAGGGGGAGAAAAGGCGGAAAGACUGAAUGUGGACUGGUGCACUUGCAUUGAGCAAAUGCAAAGGUUUACCAUAUUGUUCCUCUGGGACAAAGAAAGCUGUGUACUACACGAUGGAGUUAUUGUUUUUGUGUUUUUUUUAAGAGGUAUCUAUAAACUGUGUCACUAGUUUUGAAAUCGUACAAAAACGGUAUCCAAUAAUUAACUAUUUAGUCACCAGCAUAUCUAGCGUCAUUGUGGAAAUGUACAGUAUGUUACUGUACAAACAGUAAAAAAAACAAAACUUCACUUUUUCUUUUUUUAGUAGACAUGCACUGUAAUUUUCUAAUAUUUCUCUACAAGUUACAAACAUAUUUAAACGAGUCAAUCACUUCUCAUAAGGAUAUGUUAUCACAGCAUUAAUAGGAUAUUUUUCUACAUGUUUUUCCCACCCUGUCAUGUCAAAGAAGUAACUGUCCUGUCACUUUGUCCCCUUGUGUUGUAAAAAAAAAUUUGUGAGUCACCCGUUAACACAAAUGACUGUUCCCUGUGUGAAGAAUGGGGGUUGACAAUGUUUUCAAAGUUCAAUGACAUUCCAAUAGGCGUCAUUUCUUCAGUCAAUGAGCCUAAAUUCUCUACCUCUUAUUGUUUUGUUUUUUAUCACAGUAUACUUGUCGUUUUCUGAAGACUGCUCCAUAGCACAGUAAAGUGUCAUUCUGAUGUUUAGUGUCUCUACUUAACUUAAAUUAAUAAAGUGAUUUAGAUUAUUA